Messenger RNA from Dictyostelium purpureum, 2177 nucleotides. RefSeq lists its product as uncharacterized. The record is from RefSeq and is a predicted model, not a curated record. The transcript is spliced from 2 exons. The coding region runs from base 47 to 2080 and encodes 677 amino acids. NCBI's taxonomy places the organism in Eukaryota, Evosea, Eumycetozoa, Dictyosteliales, Dictyosteliaceae.
AAUUUUUAUUUAAUUUUUUUAUAUUAGCGUUCAAGCAAAACAUAUAAUGAAUUAUAAAACAACAUAUAAAUUAAGUGAACCAUACAAUUAUUUAAGUGACUUAGAGUUUUCAACAAAUGAUCAAGAAUCAUUCUGGGAUCAAGUUGCUAAAAAAUAUGUUUAUUGGGAUAAACCAUAUGAUCAAAUAUUCAAUUUUAAUGAAAAAACCAAAGCUUGUGAAUGGUUUAAAGGUGGUAAAUUAAAUACUUGCUAUAAUAUUCUUGAUAGAAAUAUCAAAGAAAGAGAGAAUGAUAUUGCUUUUGUUCAAGAGAUCCCACAAAAGAAUCUUAGAUACCAGAUCACUUACAGGGAGUUUUAUGAUCAAGUUUUAAUUUUUUCAAGGGCUUUAAAGAAUAUUGGUAUUAAAAAAGGUGAUGUCGUAAUGAUUUAUAUGCACGAUUCAAUCCAGGUUCCAAUUGUAAUGCUAUCGUGUGCUCGUAUAGGUGCAACUCAUAAUGUCUGCUAUAAUGGGUUUUUUGUUGAUAGUUUGGUUCAAAGUAUAGAGGACAGUAAACCAAAACUAAUCGUCACAUCAAAUUAUGGAUAUGUUUACAAUUCCAUUCACUAUAAUUCUCUUACAAUCAAAGAGUCCAUAUCAAAGUCAUCCCAUAAGCCAGAAAACGUUAUUGUUUAUAAUAGAAAAGAUUUUGAAUGUGACCAACCUGAAAAAUAUUUAGAAAUCAGUAACUGCAAUUUUCUCGAUUGGGAUCAACUUAUCAAAGAUUUAGAACCUUUGCAAGAGUAUGAACCUUUAGAUUCGCUCCAUCCAAUAUUUUUUUUGUUUACAAGUGGGACUACUAAUAAACCAAAAGGUAUACUAAGAGAGACUGCUAGUCAAUUGGUUUCUUCAAAUUACUUUAUUAGAAACCAGGUUGGGUUACAACAAGGUGAAACUUGGUACUCAAAAGCACCAUUGGGUUGGGCAAGUGGGCAUACAUGGACUGUAUAUGGGAAUUUGGCAGUUGGUUCAAGAAGUGUUAUAAUUGAAGGUUCUUUUAAUAGUGAUACCCAGGUUGAAGAUUAUUGGGGUUCCAUUGAAAGAAAUAAAGCAAAUAGAGUUUUAAUCACACCCUCCACAAUUAGAGUUUUAAUUAAAACUGAUCCAAAUGGAGAUAUAGCAUCAAAAUUUGAUUUGUCAAGUUUAAAAAAAGUUACCAUCACAUCAGAAAGAUCACAUCAGAUUUUAAUUGACUAUUUAGAAAAUAAAGUAGUAAAGAGACCCAUUGUAAAUAACGAAUAUGGCCAAACAGAGGCUGGAAUGAUUAAUAUUGGUUACUCACCAUCUCAAUACCCAUCCCGUACAGAUUCAAUAGGCAAGCCCAACCCAGGUGGACAUUACUUUAGGGUAGUUUCAAAAUGUAAAAAAACAAAUUUAAUCACAGAAUUAAAAGCAAAUCAGAUUGGUGAACUCGUUUUAAAGUUUCCAUUACCACCAGGAUAUGUCGCAAGUUUAGUUGGGGAUGAUUCAGAUGGCAGCCUAUAUAAAAAACAAUUUCUCUCUGAAUAUGAAGGAUACUUUGACUCGGGUGAUAUGGGUUACUAUGAUGAGGAUGGUUACUUUUACUAUGUAUCUCGUUCAGGUGACACUAUAUCAGUAGGCGCACUACUUAUCAAUUGUUCAACAAUCGAAAAUGAAAUCUUAAGACACCCCAAGGUAAGUGACUGUUGCGUCGUUGGGGUUAGUGAUGAUAUUUUAUUGCAGGUACCAAUUGCAUUACUCGUAUUACAUGAACAAUUUUGUUAUGAAACCGACUCGAAAGAAACUGAAGAGCUUUUUAAUCAAUUAAACCAAAGUAUAGAAAAUGUUUUUUCAAUUCGUUUACAGUUAAAAUCUAUUAUAAUUGUUAAACAAUUACCUAAAAACAAAACCAAUAAGAAAUUAAAAUCUUUGGUAAAAUCAAUUUUCAAUGGUUUGGAAUUCACAAUUCCUCCACUUAUCGAGGAUGUAUCUGUCAUAAAUGAAUUGGUAGAAGAGUAUAAUAAAUAUAAAAAAAACAAUUCAAACAGUUCAACAAUUUAUAAAAAAAGAUUAAACUUUUAGGUAUAAAGAACCAAUUUUAUUUUUUAAAAGGGCAAAAAAAAAAAAAAAAAAAAAAAAUAUAAAUAAAUAAAUGAGAUACUUGAAAAAUUGUCCAUAU